UUCGCCUGGCAGGCAACACCUUCAACUUCCUGCUACUGUCUCCAGUCGUCCAGACAACAACUAGUCGACCGGACAAAUAUUAUCUGUGUUCAUUGAGAAAGCAGGCAAACAUAACCAGCAUGCUGGCACCGCAGGCAAACCGGGUCAUGGUGCUCGGAGAAUGGGAGGAAGACUGGCAGGAGGACAGGAUUGACUUCCAUCAGCCUCAAGUACACAAGAUGCUGGAGAACAAUAUUGAUAAAGUUGUUGCCGGGCGGACUGGAGUUCGCUUCUUCUUCCCUCUUUGUGGGAAAGCUGUUGAUAUGAAGUGGCUAGCAGACAUGGGCCACUCAGUGGUCGGGGUGGAGAUAUCUGAAAAGGCUGUGAAACAGUUCUUUGAGGAGAACAAUUUGACCUACACGGAGGAGCCCGUCCCUGCCAUACCUGGAGCAAAGGUUUACAAGAGCUCAGAGAGAAAUAUCUCUUUAUAUCAAUGUGACCUGUACAACUUCUCCAGUUCCAUUGAGGGUCAGUUCGGGGCCAUUUGGGACAGGGGCUCUCUGGUGGCCAUCAACCCAAAAGACAGAGAAAAAUAUGCUGCUCUCAUUACUUCUCUCAUGGCCAAAGACUGCAGAUACCUUUUGGCCACAAUGUUGUACAAUCCUGAGUUAUAUCCAGGUCCUCCCUUCUUUGUGCCUGAUGAGCAGGUACAAAGCCUAUUUGGGACCAGCUGUGAUAUUGAACUGCUGCAGUCUGUGGAUGCCCCGACGGCUGGAACACAGGUCCUGGGGCUGGACUCCCUGACUGAAAAUUUACACCUUGUCACUCGAAAGGACAUUUAAAAACAAACUUGUACAUUUAUAGAGCUUAGAAAAGCAGAUCCUGAGUAUUUUAUUGCUAACACAGGAUGUAGGCAAUUUUUGCCUAUACCUGCUUUUCUAAUGCUUAGACAUCCAAUUGAUUCUGUUCUAUUUUUGGGGAAAUGAAAGUGCGUAGGAAUUAAACA
Chelmon rostratus (copperband butterflyfish) is the source of this 985-nucleotide messenger RNA. Its product is annotated as probable thiopurine S-methyltransferase. NCBI's taxonomy places the organism in Eukaryota, Metazoa, Chordata, Actinopteri, Chaetodontiformes, Chaetodontidae. The coding region runs from base 120 to 821 and encodes 233 amino acids. The record is from RefSeq and is a predicted model, not a curated record. Gene Ontology annotation, molecular function: thiopurine S-methyltransferase activity. The transcript is spliced from 9 exons.